Messenger RNA from Ascochyta rabiei, 1893 nucleotides. RefSeq names its product kinase-regulated stress-responsive transcription factor skn7. The record is from RefSeq and is a predicted model, not a curated record. The transcript has 6 exons. Gene Ontology annotation, biological process: regulation of DNA-templated transcription; phosphorelay signal transduction system. Gene Ontology annotation, molecular function: sequence-specific DNA binding; DNA-binding transcription factor activity; phosphorelay response regulator activity. Bases 1 to 1893 code for a protein of 630 amino acids. Lineage: Eukaryota; Fungi; Ascomycota; Dothideomycetes; Pleosporales; Didymellaceae.
AUGGAUUCUAACUCUGCCGGAGGCUCUGGCUCGAGCAACUCGAGUGACUUUGUUCGUAAACUGUACAAGAUGCUGGAAAACCCCAGCGAUGAAAGCGUAGUCAGGUGGGGAAAUGAUGGCGAUAGUUUUGUCGUGCUGGAAAACGAGAAAUUCACGAAGCAUAUUCUUCCAAAACACUUCAAGCACAGCAACUUCGCCAGUUUCGUCCGUCAGUUGAACAAGUACGAUUUCCACAAAGUGCGACACAACAACGAGGAGAACGGGCAGUCGCAGUAUGGCCCUGGUGCGUGGGAGUUCAAGCACCCUGACUUCAAGAUGAACAACAAAGACGCGCUCGACAACAUUCGGAGGAAGGCACCAGCUCCACGCAAGCCCAACCAGGCGAACUCUGACGAUAUUGGCAUGCCUUCGCAGCAAAUGGACAUGGUCAGCGGACAGUUGAUGGCAACACAGGCGCAACUGCACACUUUGGAACAACGCUACAACGAGCUUAGCAUCCACCACUCGAUGCUGCUACAGGAAGUCAUCGGCCUGCAGAAGACCGUUGUCAAUCAUGAGCAUGUCAUGCAGAAUGUGAUGACGUUCUUGCACGGUAUAGACUCACAACAGCGCAGGAAUAGCAAGCUGCUGUUCGCACAGAACGGCGCGCCAGCACCAGGCGGCAAUGCUGAGCCCCCGACGCAAGCUAACGAUGAUGACCACCCAGCAUCGCCGUUACAACACGCCUCAAAGCUCCUGAGCGAGACUAACGCCGAUGUCAUGCUGAACCCAAGGAACCUGGAACACAUGAACGAGAUCACUAUGAGGAUGAACGGCACGUUGACAACACCACCCCCAGAUGUGCUGCGUGCUGGCACCAGACCUACUAGCCGUGGACCACCCUCAGCCACUUCGACGGGCUCUAUGCGCCUCGAAAACCUCGACAACCUUGUCUAUCCCGUCGGCCAGAACAAUGGAAUUGACCCAAUGUAUAGUGAGCACAUCAACAAUAUCCCAUAUGCAAUGCCACCUAAAGCGCCAGAAGCUGGAGAGACCAAGCCUGUGGAGGUCAGGAAGAAAGGUCAAUUCGCGGACCCUGGUUGGAUCCGCCCGCCGCAGAUUCUGUUGGUCGAGGAUGACCCUACCUGUCGCCGUAUCGGAAGCAAAUUCCUAUAUGCUUUCCAUUGUGCCAUCGAUAGUGCCCUCGAUGGACUUGAAGCUGUCAACAAGAUGAACGCUGGAUCCAAAUACGACCUAGUGCUUAUGGAUAUCAUUAUGCCAAACCUCGACGGUGUUUCUGCCUGCCAUCUGAUACGACAAUUCGAUACUACGCCCAUAAUUGCCAUGACAUCGAACAUCAGAAGCGAUGACAUCUCCAUGUACUUCCAGCAUGGUAUGAAUGAUGUGUUACCGAAGCCGUUCACGAAAGAGGGUUUGCUUCACAUGCUUGAGAAGCAUCUUGUGCACCUAAAGAAGCCAUCGCCGCACGGCGACGCAAUGCCGGCACCACAACCAGUACAGGUGGCUCGGCAGCUCAUUUUGAAGGAAGAAGACUCACCCGCAAAGUCGCCGGCGACUGUUAGCAACUGGAACUCACCGAGCCAGCUACCUGGAGUUUCUCCUGUUGGAAGCAACAUGACUGAUGAGUACGCCCAAGGCUUACAAGUCCAGGCUCCACAUCAUCCUGGGGCCUAUGGUGUUAAUACUAUGCAACCACCCAUGGGCUAUAAUACAUCGCCUCAGAUUGCCCUCCAAGCUAGACAACAGCAGCAGCAGCUACCUCCGGCUGGCCAUCGAAGACAGAUAUCGGACAUAUCCGGAGGGGACGAUAUGAACAAUCCGGCAAAGCGACAACAAAUGUACCCACCACAGAUGCCGCCGCAAAUUAAUCCAAUGCAGCCGAGACCACGAUGA